AUGGAUUAUAACAACAAAGACGAGGCUCCUUGGAAUUGGCAUAAGGAGGAUGAUUACGGUCUCCAGAGGUCGUCAAAUUUUGAUAUUUCACAAGAGCUGUGGAAUCAAGUUCCUCGAAAUGUAGAUCUUCCUAUCGUGCUCGAUGAUGAAACAACCCCUGUGAAGGCUUGUGGGGAUUUUGCAUACAAUGUCAAUAAUGGUGAAUCAAAUGAUAUUCAAAAGGGAGAGGUGGAAUGUUUUGAGACUUGUUCACAAGCCAAGAGACGGAGGAUGCUGCAGUUCAACAAUCAGAACGGGAAUCAUUCCCUUACUGAUGAACCAAUAUCAUCGGCGUAUUUGGAAUUAAAUGGGACGGGUGACUCCAAUGCGGAUAUAUUCCCUGAAGUGUCACAAUGGCUAUCUGACGUUUCAGAUAGUGCUUCUGCUCCCAAUUACGAGGACUUACGGUCAGCUGAAAGGUGGCUUGCAGAUUGCUUCAAAGAUACUGAUAUGCAAAUAUGUCCUGUGAACCCGAAUUUUGCUGCGGCAAAUAGUGUUCAUGUUGAUGUUACUGGGCUCUCCAACUUAACACCACCACCAGUUGAGCAGAACGUGGUUCAGCAUCAAACUCCAAGAAAAAUUGUCUUCAAAGGUCGAAAAUCUAUCAUGCAAACACCGACAAAGUUAGCUUCUACUGUGGCCUAUCCAUUUGCCUUCAUCAAACCCUGCGGUGUCCAUGGAGAUGUCACUCUGAAUGAAAUAAAUAAGCGCAUUCAGACUCCACCUCCUUCAAAAUCAAAGCAAAUGAAAGAAGAUCCCAUAGUUUACCCGAAAUCGGCUUUUUCUGGUAAGCCUGUAGUUGGAAAGACAAAGAUUCGCACCGAAGGGGGAAAAGGUAGCAUCACAAUUAUGAGAACUAGAGGCUAG
Lathyrus sativus (Indian pea) is the source of this 906-nucleotide messenger RNA. Lineage: Eukaryota; Viridiplantae; Streptophyta; Magnoliopsida; Fabales; Fabaceae. The record is from the annotation of a GenBank genome assembly.